This is a messenger RNA of Chaetomium globosum CBS 148.51, 981 nucleotides long. RefSeq lists its product as uncharacterized. The transcript has 6 exons. NCBI's taxonomy places the organism in Eukaryota, Fungi, Ascomycota, Sordariomycetes, Sordariales, Chaetomiaceae. The record is from RefSeq and is a predicted model, not a curated record. The coding region runs from base 1 to 981 and encodes 326 amino acids.
AUGCCGAAUCCGAGCCUGGCGCGUCCAGCACGGCACCGCCGUCUACCCAGGUCCCGUGUGCCAUCCCGAUCUACAGUCAAUUCACCACACAGUUCCGGAUAUUCCGCGAGACCUACCUGCUCAACCGUUUUUGAGGGGAUGGGAUGUACAUGGUUGACGAGCGUCAAAAUAACGCCUCCAGUAACCUGCUCCGGGGGCGCCCUCGAGGAAAAGCGCCCCUUUGCGGUGCCUCUCAAGCGUGGCCAUCAUGAAUGGGGCCAGACUCGGUACCACGGCGGCACCUUUCGCGGGUCUCGCCGUGAGCAGAGAGCACUACCGUCCAAUGACGCCCCGGCUGCGGGCCGCAACCGCUGGUUGACGGGGGGCAGGUCAAUAGCCAAGGACAAAGGCGCCUCCGCGUUGUCCGUGGGAGGGGGUGGUGCAGUACAGUUUCCUACAUGUCUCAUCGGGACUAGAAGGGGUCACGAAGUUGGGGGCCUCGAGCACCCGCCCUUUGAGCAUGUUGGACAGGCCGAAGUUCCAACUCGCCCGUCGAUCCCGUGCCGGCGUGGGAACAAACACGCAAACAUUCAGUUUCUGACCAAGAAAGGGGUCGCCGUGUGGAUUCCUCCUCCUCCGGCCACUCUCGUCCCAGAAAGCCCGAGCCGUAGGUCACAAAUCAUGGGCCCAAACAGCGCUCCUGGCUAUCCAGUGCUGUCUGUCGCAAACGGGGGAAUCGACCCUUCAGGCUUCAUUCCUGGUUGCGGCCCGCGCGGGCGCUCCGCGAUGACUAGGGCAAGGACGGUCGAGCAUGCCCGGUUCUCGGGAAUCGGUAAGGCGAUGAUGACAGCCCGGACACUGAGGACCGAUUGCCGAUGCGCGGGGAUUUCCGCCCGGGUGCACCUGAGAAGAUGGGACGAGGGGACAGGAUCGCCGCAAGGGCGCAUCUGCCGUCUCAUCUUCAAAGCAUGUGGCGGAGCCCCGCGCACGAGCGGUUCGUGA